GGGACUAAAGGAAAAAAGCCUCCUAUCAUUUCUAUUUUUCAGCCAAUACCCGGCCCCUGCGUCUUCUCCAUCUCCCAGCCCCAAAAUUUUCUCUCUCAAAACUCGCCAAUCAAGAACUCACAUAGUCAAACGGUCCGAAAGAUUGAUCCGAUUCUGCUUUAAUUUCUUUCUUUCUUUCUUGGACUCUUCCCCGAUCAUUACCAACCCAGUUCUCGAAUCUGCCAAAAUUUCACAGCUUUGGGUUCCAAUUUGUCCGAUCCAAUGACACCCAAGUUCGGGUGUUUUGUAUUUUUCUUGGUCUCAAUCUUUUGUGCCGUUGCCGAAUCCAAAUGUAGUAACGAAUGUGAUCUAGCUUUAGCUUCGUACUACGUCUCUGAGGGGUCAAAUCUCACGUACAUAGCUACACUUUUGCAAUCUAGUCUUAAUAUUGACCCCGACACUAUUGUGAGCUACAACAAGCAAAAGAUCUCCAGCAAAGACAGCAUCCAAAAGGAUAUUAGAAUCAAUGUUCCGUUCCCAUGUCACUGUGUCGAAGACUCGUUUCUGGGUUACGUGUUUAACUACUCGCUUCAACCCAAGGACACCUACGACAAGGUGGCACGGCAAUGGUAUGCCAACCUGACAACAAACGACACGUUGAUGAACUUUAAUCCCUAUGAGCCCAACAGGAUACCGGACGUUGGGAAGUUGAGCAUACCAGUGAACUGUUCGUGUGGUAACAGCGCGGUUUCGAAGAAAUUCGGGCUGUUUUCUACGUACCCGCUUCGGCCGGGUGACACUCUGGAAUCGGUUGCGGCGGAGACGGGUCUUAAUUCAAGUUACACAACCUUGCUGCAGAGUUACAACCCGGGUGUGAAUUUCAGCCAAGGGAGUGGCGUGGUGUAUAUCCCAGGCAAAGAUCAAAAUGGUACUUACCCACCUCUGCCAUCAAGCUCAAGCGGAUUAGCGGUCGGAGUUAUUGCUGGUGCAGCUAUUGGAGGAGUAGCUGGUGUGGUGUUAUUUGCCGCUUGUAUAUAUCUCGGAUGUUACCGAAAGAAGAUGGAGGUGGCAAAGUUGCUUUUGGCACCAUCUGAGGAUCUAUCUGAGCAUGGCCAUGGAAGUACCUUAAACAAGGAUAAGGAUUCAGCUAGUGCUGCUGGUGGUCCAGGUUCAGGUCUUACAGGCGUAACUGUGGACAAAUCAGUAGAGUUCUCAUAUGAAGAACUUGUUAUGGCUACUGAUAACUUCAGUUUUGCUAAUAAGAUUGGUCAAGGUGGCUUUGGGGCUGUUUAUUAUUCAGAGCUGAGAGGCGAGAAAGCUGCAAUCAAGAAGAUGGGCAUGCAAGCAUCCAGAGAAUUUCUUGCUGAAUUAAAUGUUUUAACGCGUGUUCAUCACUUGAACCUGGUGCGCUUGAUUGGAUAUUGCAUUGAGGAGUCUCUUUUCCUGGUCUAUGAAUAUAUUGAGAAUGGCAACUUAAGCCAGCAUUUGCGUGGUUCAUCAGGGAGGGACCCAUUGUCAUGGGCUACUAGGGUGCAAAUUGCCCUUGAUUCAGCCAGAGGUCUUGAAUAUAUCCAUGAGCAUACUGUUCCUGUCUAUAUUCAUCGUGAUAUUAAAUCGGCGAAUAUAUUGAUAGACAAGAACUUCCAUGGAAAGGUUGCAGAUUUUGGAUUAACUAAACUUACUGAAGGAAACACAUCACUCUCCACCCGCGGUCUUAUGGGAACAUUUGGAUACAUGCCACCUGAAUAUGCUCAGUAUGGAGAAGUUUCUCCCAAAGUAGAUGUAUUUGCUUUUGGGGUUGUCCUUUUCGAACUUAUUUCUGCGAAGGAAGCUGUGAUGAGGCCAAACAGCUCCACAAUUGAAUCUAAGGGCCUCGUCGCAUUAUUUGAGGAUGUUCUUAAUCAGCCCAAUUCUAUGGAAGACCUGCACAAACAAGUCGACCCUCGGCUUGGAGAUGACUACCCACUUGACUCAGUCCAGAAGGUGGCUAUGCUUGCGAAAGCAUGUACACAAGAGGAUCCGCAACUACGUCCAAGUAUGAGAGCUAUUGUGGUUGCCUUGAUGACGCUUUCAUCGACAACCGAGGAUUGGGAUGUCCGCGCCUUCUAUGAAAAUAAAAGUCUAGUCAAUCUCAUGUCGGGAAGGUAGAAACUAGACAGUGCAAUCGCACUUGCAUUACGGGAGCUUCAUUUUCAAUACUUAAUAGUUGAGAAGUACAGGAGAGUUUGUAAACUGUACAAAACUGAAAAACAAGCUCCUAUGUACAAAAGAGUUAGAAAAACUCAUUUGCACCUUAGUAAGGACACAAGUGUUAGUGAGAAAUACAUUGUAGUAAAAUAAAAAUUACAACAAAAUAGAAUUUGAAAUGA
Messenger RNA from Juglans microcarpa x Juglans regia, 2348 nucleotides. Its product is annotated as lysM domain receptor-like kinase 3. Gene Ontology annotation, molecular function: ATP binding; transmembrane receptor protein kinase activity. Bases 262 to 2127 code for a protein of 621 amino acids. The transcript is spliced from 13 exons. Gene Ontology annotation, biological process: innate immune response; protein phosphorylation. The record is from RefSeq and is a predicted model, not a curated record. NCBI's taxonomy places the organism in Eukaryota, Viridiplantae, Streptophyta, Magnoliopsida, Fagales, Juglandaceae.